Molecule: messenger RNA, 2341 nt
Organism: Manihot esculenta (cassava)
Lineage: Eukaryota; Viridiplantae; Streptophyta; Magnoliopsida; Malpighiales; Euphorbiaceae
Product: pentatricopeptide repeat-containing protein At1g69290
Exons: 1
Coding region: 103-2085 (660 amino acids)
Molecular function (GO): protein binding
Source: RefSeq, a predicted model, not a curated record
UAAAUAGUGAUUUUCCUUUGAAUUGGACUCUGCUCAACCUUCAAAACCCUGCUGCUGAGAAGACUUGUGGAGAAUUCGAAUCUGCAAACCAUUGAUCACAGAAUGUGGAGAAGAGCUGUCACCUGCCUUCCACAGAAACGUUUUUUCUCCUCUAACCCUGAAACUCCUUCUACCUUAUACUCCUUCUUGCAGCCCUCCAUCUUUGCCCUCAAAAAAUCUCCACCGGAAAACAGAGCCCCCACCGAUGCCUCUACAGACCCACCAACGCCAACGCCACACAACUUAUCUCUAGACCACAUAAACACCGUGGAAUCAACCAUUCAUAAGUCUCUCCUCACCGGCGACACUGAUGUAGCUUGGAAAUCCUUCAAGUCUCUCACCGCUAACUCUGCUUUCCCCUCUAGGUCCCUCACCAACUCCCUCAUCACUCAUCUCUCCGCUCCUGGUGACACCCUCAAUCUCAAAAGGGCGUUUGCCGCUGUUGUCUAUAUCAUAGAGAAGAACCCAGAAGUGUUAGAUUUUGAAACGGUCAAAUUGGUUCUUAGUUCGAUGAAAUGUGCCAACACUGCUGCUCCUGCUUUUGCCUUAGUCAAGUGUAUGUUUAAGAACAGGUACUUUGUUCCUUUUGGAUUGUGGGGUGAUUUGGUUGUUGAAAUUAGUAGGAAGAGUGGUCAAUUUGUUGCCUUUUUACGGGUUUUUGAAGAGAGUUGUAGGAUUGCCAUUGAUGAGAAAUUGGAUUUUAUGAAACCUGACUUGGCUGCUUGUAAUGUAGCUUUAGAGGGAUGUUGUCGCCAACUUGAGUCUGUUAGAGAUGCUGAAAAUGUCAUUGAGACAAUGUCUGUUUUGGGUGUUAGGCCCGAUGAAUGGAGUUUUGGAUUUCUUGCUUACUUGUAUGCAUUGAAAGGACUUAAAGAUAAGAUAACUGAGCUAAAGAGUUUAAUGGAUGCGUUUGGAUUUUCCGAUAAAAGGAUGUUUUAUAAUAAUUUGAUUAUCGGCUAUGUAAAGUCUGGGAAUUUGGAGUCCGUUUCAGCAACUGUUCUAUGCAUCUUGAGGGAAGAAUAUGAAGGGUAUUUAGAUUUAAGCGAGGAAACUUUUUGUGAAGUGGUUAAAGGUUUUCUCAAAGAUGGAAGACUCAAGGAUUUAGCACAUUUGAUCAUUGAAGCUCAAAAGAUGGAGCCCGUGACUAUUGUGAUUGAUAAAUCAAUUGGAUUUGGUAUAAUUAAUGCUUGUGUUAAUCUUGGAUUAUCGGAUAAGGCACAUUUCAUUCUUGAUGAAAUGAAUGCUCAAGGUGGUUCUGUUGGUCUUGGGGUCUACUUGCCAAUCUUGAAGGCAUAUUGCAAAGAGAACAGGACUGCUGAAGCUACUCAACUGGUUAUGGAGAUUAGCAACUCAGGGCUCCAGUUAGAUGAAGGAAGCUAUGAUGCUCUAAUCGAAGCAUCCAUGACCAGCCAAGAUUUUCAGUCAGCUUUUACUUUGUUUAGGGACAUGAGAGAGGCAAGAAUACCUGACUUGAAAGGGAGCUAUUUAACCAUAAUGACAGGAUUGAUGGAGAGUCAUCGACCUGAGUUAAUGGCUGCAUUUUUGGAUGAGGCCGUUGAGGACCCUCGAGUUGAGGUGAAAACUCAUGAUUGGAACUCAAUUAUUCAUGCCUUCUGCAAAGCUGGGAGGCUAGAAGAUGCAAAGAGAACUUUUAGAAGAAUGAUAUUUUUGCAGUUUGAACCAAAUGACCAAACAUAUUUGUCCUUAAUUAAUGGGUAUGUGACUGCUGAGAAGUACUUCAGUGUUUUAAUGCUUUGGAAUGAGGUUAAGAGAAAGGUUUCAAAUGACAAAGAAAAAGGAAUUAAAUUUGAUCAAAAUUUGGUUGAUGCAUUCUUGUAUGCUUUGGUUAAAGGGGGCUUCUUUGACGCAGUUAUGCAAGUUGUUGAAAAAUCUCAAGAGAUGAAGAUUUUUGUAGAUAAAUGGAAGUACAAGCAAGCAUUCAUGGAGACACAUAAGAAGCUCAAAGUGUCAAAGUUGAGAAAAAGGAAUUUCCGGAAAAUGGAAGCACUCAUUGCUUUCAAGAAUUGGGCUGGUCUAAAUGCAUGAACAUCAAGCAUUCCCUGUGGCUGUGCUUAAAUAUUGCUUAAGCCUUUUGCUUACCGCUCCGGCUAUGCUGCUUAUAAUCAUAUUGCAAGUGCCUGCUUCAAUCUUGAAGUUUGUGUAAAUGUUUGAAUCCAAUGAGCUGCUGAGUCAACCAAGUCUCAAUUCCAAACCUGUUGGAAUCAGCUUCGAGAUCCCUUUAGCAUAUUGGAUUUCAUAUAAACUUCCAAAGUGGAAAUGAAGGUUUAUGUAGAAUGGGAGC